AUGAGCCCUGAACUUGCCUCUGUGAUUUGUCACAUCAACAAAGCAUGCGUGUUCUUCUGUGACUGGCUGUCAGUCAAGAAAAAGAAGGUGGCGGUUUUCAAGGCAUCUCGCAAUGGCAGAAAUGUGCCAGAAGUGUCACUAAAACUCAUAAACAAGUCGCCGGAGGAGGCCUGGCGCGGCGGCGCAGCGUUGGGGAUUCGGAUUCACGUCCUGCCGACCAACCGCGGGAGGAUCGCGCCGCUGCCCAGGGCCCAGGAGCCGCAGACUUGCUCCUUCACGCAUCGCGCGUGCUCGCAGCCCCGCCUGGAAGGACAGGAGUUCUGCAUUAAGCAUAUCCUCGAAGACAAGAAUGCACCCUUCAAGCAGUGCAGUUACGUAUCCACGAAGAACGGAAAGAGAUGUCCCAGUGCUGCCCCGAAGCCAGAGAAGAAAGAUGGUGUGUCGUUCUGUGCUGAACAUGCCCGAAGGAAUGCUCUUGCACUGCAUGCUCAGAUGAAGAAGACCACCCCAGGGCCUAUGGGGGAAGCACUCUUGUGCCAGCUGAGUUCCUAUGCAAAGACGGAGCUGGGGUCUCAGACUCCAGAAGGUAUCCGUAGUGAAGCCAGCCGAAUACUGGAGGAAGACAGCUGGAGUGAUGGGGACCAGGAUCUCAUUACUGUGGAUCAGACAUGGAGAGGUGACCCUGACAGUGAAGCUGAUAGCAUAGACAGUGACCAAGAAGAUCCCUUGAAACAUGCUGGUGUCUACACAGCAGAAGAAGUGGCCCUGAUCAUGCGUGAGAAGUUAAUUCGUUUGCAGUCUUUGUACAUAGAUCAGUUUAAACGACUUCAGCAUCUGCUGAAGGAGAAGAAGCGCCGGUACUUACAUAACCGCAGAGUGGAACAUGAAUCUCUAGGCAGCAGUCUCCUGACUGGCCCAGAGGGACUUUUAGCCAAAGAACGAGAGAACUUAAAGCGAUUAAAAUGUCUCCGGCGGUAUCGCCAGCGCUAUGGAGUAGAAGCCUUGCUGCACAGGCAACUGAAGGAACGCAGAGUGCUGGCCACAGAUGGUGCUGCCCAGCAGGCUCACAGCACGCGGUCCAGUCAGAGGUGCUCGGCCUUUGUGGGUGACGUGCGCUGUUCCAGUCAGUCUCUUCCAAUGACCAGACACUGCCUUACCCAUAAUUGUCAGGAUACGAAUCAAGUUCUCUUCAAAUGCUGCCAGGGAUCUGAAGAGGUUCCCUGCAACAAGGCCGUCCCUGUAAGCCUUUCUGAGGAUCCGUGCUGCCCACUGCAUUUCCAGCUGCCUCCUCAGAUGUAUAAGCCCGAGCAGGACUUGGAUGUUGUAGGUGAUGGAAUGCAGUGCCCUCCUUCACCCUUGCUUUUUGAUCCUUCUCUAACCCUUGAAGAUCAUUCAGUCAAAGAAAGUGCUGAAGGCUCAGUGGAUAUAUUGGGCCAGAUGCAGAUGGUUGGAGAUGGGUGCAGACCCCAGAGAUCUCGAAAUUCUGAGAAAGUCUGUGCACCACUGCCUCAAAGUGGACUUGCUCCUGUGAAUGGGAAGUCAGAGUCUACUUCUGUCAGUUGAUGGUUUAUUCUAGGAACUAUUUGGC
Messenger RNA from Octodon degus (degu), 1588 nucleotides. RefSeq names its product KAT8 regulatory NSL complex subunit 2. NCBI's taxonomy places the organism in Eukaryota, Metazoa, Chordata, Mammalia, Rodentia, Octodontidae. The transcript has 2 exons. Gene Ontology annotation, cellular component: NSL complex. The coding region runs from base 1 to 1563 and encodes 520 amino acids. The record is from RefSeq and is a predicted model, not a curated record.